This is a messenger RNA of Didymodactylos carnosus, 975 nucleotides long. Lineage: Eukaryota; Metazoa; Rotifera; Eurotatoria; Philodinida; Philodinidae. The record is from the annotation of a GenBank genome assembly.
AUGGCUAUCUAUUUAUCAGCCGAAAAAGAACGUGAACUCGUUGAAACAGCCCGUCGUAUGUUGGAGGGAGGCAAAGGUUUAUUAGCUGCUGAUGAAAGCACAGGUUCAAUGGCCAAACGUUUACAAUCAAUUGGUCUAGAAAAUAAUGAAGAAAAUCGUCGAUUAUAUCGUCAACUAUUAUUUACUGGCUCAAAAGAUUUAGCUCAAAGUAUAUCCGGUGUAAUCCUCUUUCACGAAACACUUUAUCAAAAUAAUGAUAGUGGAAAACCAUUCCGACAAAUUUUGCAAGAACAAGGAAUCAUUCCUGGCAUUAAAGUUGAUAAAGGUUUAGUACCAUUAGCUGGAACAAACGGAGAAAACACUACCCAAGGUUUGGAUGGUUUAUCCGAACGAUGUGCACAAUAUUAUAAAGAUGGUGCUCGUUUUGCAAAAUGGCGUUGUGCAUUGAAAAUUGGUGACGGCUUGCCAUCGGAAUUAGGAAUAAGAGAAACAUCAAACGUUUUAGCACGUUAUGCAUCAAUUUGUCAACAAAAUGGCAUUGUGCCAAUUGUUGAACCCGAAGUAUUACUGGAAGGUGAUCAUGAUUUAGAAACGUGUCAACGUGUUACAGAAAAAGUAUUAGCAGCCACGUAUAAAGCAUUGAGUGAACAUCAUGUAUUCUUAGAAGGAACAUUAUUAAAACCAAAUAUGGUUACUGCCGGCGGUCAGUCCGAAGAAGAUGCUUCAAUUAAUUUAAAUGCAAUUAAUCGUUAUCCGGGUAAAAAACCUUGGGCAUUAACAUUCUCAUAUGGUCGAGCAUUACAAGCUUCAGUUUUAUCAAAAUGGGCAGGAAAAUCAGAUAAUGUUCAACAAGCACAAGAUGAACUUAUUAGACGUGCAAAAGCAAAUUGUUCGGCUGCUCAAGGUAAAUAUGAAGGUGGAACACAGAGCAUUGCUGGUCAACAAUCAUUAUUUGAAGCUGGUAGAAAUUAUUAG